AAUAGGAGAAAAAGUAGACUAUCUAAAGCAAAUUAAAGUUGCCACUGUGUUAAACAAAAGAAACUUUUACCUACUACUUAAACAUCCUUUCUUUCUCUUAAUUCUUCAUACCCUUUCCUAAUUUCCUUUUUAUUCUCAUUCCAACAUACCGCCAUUUCCUUACUUUCUUCUUCUUCCUUUUCAUUUCCUAUUUCCUCGAAAAUGAUUAAAGCAGGAGGGGUCUUCGUUUGUCUGUUAAUCGUUGCCAUGGAUGUGGCUGCAGGGAUUCUGGCCAUCCAAGCUGAAGUUGCACAAAACAAGGUUAACCAUAUGCGACUGUGGAUAUUCGAGUGUAGAGACCCAAGCCACGAUGCUUUCAUGCUAGGGUUAAUUGCAGGAGUACUUCUGGUUUUAGCUCAUGUAAUUUCUACUUUACUUGGUGGGUGCUUGUGCAUUUGUUCUCAAGAUGAGUUUGCAAAAGCUUCCCCUAACAGGCAACUCUCCUUGGUGUGCCUCCUCUUCUCUUGGAUCAUAUUAGCCGUUGGAUUGUCAGUGCUGGUAAUCGGAACAAUGUCAAACAACAGAUCAAGAGCUUCCUGUGGGUUCACACAUCAUCAUUUUCUAUCAAUUGGAGGGAUUCUGUGUUUUGUUCAUGGGUUAUUCUGUGUUGCAUAUUAUGUUUCUUCUACUGCUGCUACUCAAGAUGAAAAGUAUGGAGGCCAUGCUUAACCUUAUUGCCUAAAUCUAGAGUUUGCUGUUUUCAACUUUACUAAUCAAUCGUUUUCUUGUUACCUCAUCACACUUCCACAAAAUAUGUAAUGUAUAUUUUCGUGGCGUCUACCAUGAUCGAUGGCAUGUGGGACAAACUGAUGAUAUUGUAUUAUUGUUAAUAUGUUCCCUUUAUUCGGCGGAAUUAUUAAAUUAUUUUAACCAAUGCUUUAUAAAUUUAAUUUUUUGAGCA
Mangifera indica (mango) is the source of this 940-nucleotide messenger RNA. RefSeq lists its product as uncharacterized. The record is from RefSeq and is a predicted model, not a curated record. Lineage: Eukaryota; Viridiplantae; Streptophyta; Magnoliopsida; Sapindales; Anacardiaceae. Bases 202 to 708 code for a protein of 168 amino acids. The transcript is spliced from 3 exons.